AUGUCGAUGCCAGGCGCCUUCUCCCCGGAGCUGCCCCCUUCCAAAGCAGCCCCCGAAGUCGCCAAGUCCAACAACCCGCCACCCCUCCGUCUCGACCAGCCUAACGACGCAUAUUCCCUCCACACAAACGACCCCUACUUCGACAACCCGGCCGCCGCAUCUUCAAGCGCCGCCCUGGACCUGCCGCCCUCCUACACCGACGACCCUGCCGCCGAGCCCCCGAAUCCCUCUCUCCUGCUCGCAGACGAACACGCCGCCCCGAAUCUCUUCCGCAGAGAUCCCGCAACCGGCAACGAGAUCCACAUCUCCAAGCGCCUCGACACAGACCCCGCCUACCUCGAAUCCUUCAUCACCUCCCUCGCCCAGCUCCCUCCACGCCCGUACGUCCGCGUCCGCGGCACCCACUCCAGCACCGUCCACAAGUCGGAGAAUAAGACCGAGUCCAAGACCGUCGUCGACUUCGACGUCAGCCUCGACCUGACCCCCUUCCUCUACCGCGAUAUUUCCGCCCGCCAGUCCUGGCGCGACCUGCGCACCGCAGACAACUUCUCAAAGGUCCGCCGCGGCACUGUCUUCCCAACCCGCGCCCCGGGCUUCGGUGGCUCCUCCUCCGCCGGCGGCGUCGUCGAGGGCAGCAAGCCGCCCACCCUGCGCGAGUGGUGCCACCGCUACUGCGCCUCCCACGCCGGCCUCAAGACCUUCACCCUCUCCCGCACCGUCACCGGCUUCGACGAUGACGAGCGCCUCAAGGGCCGCCUCGAGGACCUUGUCCGCUCCACCCACUACCGCGGCCGCAUCGACGUGAGCUUCCCCGUCCGCGACGAGCGCGUCGACGUCUACAACACCUGCCGGGUCAACCGCUGGCGCUUCUCCAGCUGGGUGCGCUGGCUGUUCUACCUCACUUUCCUGUGGGUCUUUGCCUGGCCGUACCUCUUCUUCCGCACCAAGCGCUUCGAAGUCGUCGAGGCGGAGUGGCCCUUCUCUCGGCGGAAGCGGGACCCGCAGACCGGCCGCGUCGUUGGGAGGGAGUACAUCACCGUGUCUGAGGAUCAGUGGUACAACAUGUGGGCCAGGGCCAUCCACCGCGCCGUGAUGGAGCGCCGCCAGGGCGAGCUGGACCAGCGGGACCUCAGGGAUGCCGAAGGCCGCCAGGAUACCAGCUUCGAGGAUGUCCUCGCGGGCAUGGACGACGAGAGGACCAGGGGCAUCGUGAGGGCUGGCGUGAGCGCGAUGAACGUUGUGAACCGUCACUUUGGCUGGGGCGGCGAUUGCUAG
Colletotrichum aenigma is the source of this 1275-nucleotide messenger RNA. RefSeq lists its product as uncharacterized. Bases 1 to 1275 code for a protein of 424 amino acids. Lineage: Eukaryota; Fungi; Ascomycota; Sordariomycetes; Glomerellales; Glomerellaceae. The record is from RefSeq and is a predicted model, not a curated record. The transcript has a single exon.